UCCAUCGUCUUGCGUGUUUCUUGGGUGUCUUCGGAUAGUAUCUGUGAGGGCGGACUACUAGGCCUAGAAGUUGUCUCGAGAAAGACAGUCGGGUGUGGAGUAAUUGAGCUAAUUGCUCGCACCUCCGUGUUAAUUCCAGUGGUAAUCAUUUUGGGGUCGGCACGGGUCUCUAUGCUAUCAGUCGGGUGAUUACACCAGGUGGAUUCGCGGACGGAACCUGGAAACUAGAGCGGGCGGGCACGAACUUCUUAGCUUUUUUGUUGAUCUUUCGCAUAUUUCGCGGCUAAUUGUUUGCAGCGUCUUGAAUUUUAAGAGCUCGUCGCGAAUCAUUUGGGUGCUUUAUUUAAAUUUCUGAUUUACGAGUGAGUCGUAAAUGCGCGACGGAGAUUAGCAUCUGGCACGUUUCACUUCUGACUGACUAGAAGUCCGCAGAAAUCUUGUUAUUUUUACAUAUUUGGACAGAGGCAGAUUACGCUCCCGCGUUGGAAGCAAUGUCGGUGUUAAUACCUGGAAAGCCCUUCUAAUAACGCGUGAAAUUGAAAUCCCAUCAGGUGUGGGUUCUGAUAUUGGUUUGGAUUUUUUUAGGGACGGGAGUGGUACUGUGUCGUUGCGUCUUAUGUUAGUGAAUGCGAUUGCGACAGGUGUCUCGUGAGUGGAAGUUAAAGGUGCAUUUGUUGGUGGUGUAAAGUGUUGUCUGCUCUUGUGCUACUCACCCCAAAGUAUCCUGAAGCCGGACUCAACAGUAGAGGUAGACAGAAGGUGUUGAGUCGCCCGAAUUGUUGCACUAAACUAAGCCAGGAGAGACUACAUGCAUUUCGACUAGCAACGAAAAAAUCCGCGGUCCAGUUCAGUUCGACCCAGUUGAACAGGUGAUAAAGUUAACAACCGGUGAACACCCAGCUGAAAAUACUCACUCAAUUUGUGCUGUUAAAUCGAUCGCUGGUAAAUAAUUUGGGAUAUUGUACAAAUAAUACGGAAACAACGACCCUAGGAUUUGCUACAUUAAGAAAUUGAUGGCGACAUCAUGGAUUCAUUGACCAAAUAGCUAAAACCAGCUUAUCUUAAUACUCAAAAUGAAGAGACUCUAAAUUGUGUUCUUGAAUCUCAGCCAACAGUUCACACUUUGUGACAUUGGCAAAUCAACACUAAUUCAAACUGUGAUAUAUCCCAGAUAUAGUUGGCAAUCGCUUUCAUCAUUCUUGGAAAGGAUAUGCCAAAAAUGGAACAUAUACAACGAACUUCAGUAUUUGUGAUUUUAAUUUUUCUAUUUUGUAUUAAUCUGCUUUGCGCGGAUAAUCUGCAUUCCUCGAGUAGAAAUUCACAAUAUCGUAGAACUCGAACUGCGAUUAAUAAUGGCGGAUCACGUGUGAAGAAAAAUAGUUAUGGAAGUGGGACCGUUUCAGCCGCGAGCGGAUUUAAUGAAGGUGGCGGAAAUGGCGCCGGAGUUGAUGGAGCACCACUUAGUGCAAUGCUUUCUAUGAUUGGAAAUCGUGAAAGGGAGCGAAAACCAAAUAUUGUUCUGAUAUUAACGGAUGAUCAAGAUGUCGAACUAGGAUCGUUAAACUUUAUGCCGAGAACGUUGCGUCUGUUACGAGAUGGUGGUGCCGAAUUUCGACAUGCUUAUACAACCACACCUAUGUGUUGCCCGGCCCGUUCAUCCCUUUUAACGGGUGUGUACGUGCAUAAUCAUAUGGUAUUCACAAAUAACGAUAAUUGCUCAAGUCCAACGUGGCAAGCAACGCACGAGACACGCUCCUUUGCCACAUACCUGUCGAAUGCCGGCUACCGAACAGGAUACUUUGGCAAGUAUCUGAACAAGUACAAUGGCUCUUAUAUCCCGCCGGGAUGGCGUGAGUGGGGUGGGCUCAUUAUGAAUUCUAAGUACUAUAAUUACAGCAUCAACAUGAAUGGACAGAAGAUUAAGCAUGGAUUCGAUUAUGCCAAAGAUUACUACCCAGACUUAAUAGCCAACGACUCAAUAGCUUUCCUGCGCCAAUCGAAACAACAAAAUCAACGGAAGCCGGUAAUGUUGACUAUGAGCUUUCCGGCGCCUCAUGGUCCUGAAGACUCGGCUCCGCAAUACAGCCAUCUCUUCUUCAAUGUAACGACGCAUCACACCCCCGCUUAUGAUCAUGCACCAAAUCCCGACAAACAAUGGAUACUUCGGAUAACGCAACCAAUGGAACCAGUUCACAAACGUUUCACUGAUCUUUUGAUGACCAAGCGUCUGCAGACAUUGCAAAGUGUCGAUAUUGCCGUGGAGCGAGUAUACAAUGAGCUAAAAAACCUUGGGGAACUGGAUAACACGUACAUUAUCUUCACUUCGGACCAUGGGUACCAUCUUGGUCAAUUCGGAUUGAUAAAAGGCAAAAGUUUCCCGUUCGAGUUCGACGUGCGAGUGCCAUUUCUUAUGCGAGGUCCUGGAAUCCAGCCAGCGUCAGUAGUCGACGAAAUUGUUCUAAACAUUGAUCUGGCUCCAACAUUUCUUGAUAUUGGCGGCGUGUCGACGCCAUCUCAUAUGGAUGGGCGUAGCUUUUUGCCGCUUAUUUUAAAUCGACGCCGAAUGAAUCGUAUCCAGUGGCCGGACACGUUUUUAAUUGAAAGCUCCGGAAGACGUGAGACGCCCGAACAAUUGGCCGAGGCCAAGGCAAGACAGGCUGCCCUCAAGUCUGCCAAAGAAAUGACAAAUGGGACACGAUCUUCUGAGAUUGAAUUGGAAUCAAGAAACGUGACUGGCACUAAUCUGGAUCUAAUCGAAUUCGAUUCGCAGGAACAUGAUCUUGAGGAUAUUGAAGUUCUCGAAGAAAAACUGGACGAAUUAGAGGCUGAGAAUGAAGAAAUCGAACAACAGAACCAAAGGACCGAGCAGCUUCUACCUCUGCCGUCUCAACAGUCGAUACAAUCGAGUACCGAGAAUUUAGACGCACUUUACUCUGAAGCAGCUUCAGGAAUAAUGGACACCGAAGACAAUGUGCAACAAGUUCAAUUGGAUAAUAAUCUUCCUAUAGCUCCUUACCAGUCAAAGAUGGCACGAUUAAAUUCAGAAUGUUCGGAUCCAGCAUUGUUGGCUGACUGUAUACCCGGACAAAAGUGGAAGUGUAUAAAUGAUGACGGACGUUGGCGGAAACAUAAGUGCAAAUUCCAGUUACAAAACCACUUGGCCGAAAUCAACAAACUUUCAUCAAGAAAUAAACGCAAUUGCGCUUGCUUUACCCCAGACGGCGUUGUAUAUACGAAGCUCAAAACAGAUCGUGACUAUCUUGGACCAAGAAUUCGCAAAAGAGGUCAUCAUGGACUUUUUGCACGUCGCCAUAAACGUGAAACUGAUGAGCCAGUGGCACUACCAAUAACUGAGGAGCUUUAUAGUGCCAAUCCAUCAAUGCAAAUGUUGAAACUUCUCCAUAUCUCAAAUCUGGUCUCUGAAAUCGAAAACCAGCUUGAGUCUGAACUGGAAACAUCUGAACGAACACGACGAAAACGAGAUACUGUCGAUAGAAUCACAGACGUUAUUCAGGACAUUCAAGAAGCCCUUGACAAUCUCGAGGAAGAAUUCCGUGAAGAACGCGUUCUACACAACAAUCGAACUCGAAAAAUCAGUGGCGAGAAAAUUGCCGAAAAAUGCUUCAUCGAGGCAAAUUUCAAGGUAAACUGCUCUGAUAUUAUUGUCGACGAUCAUCGAGCCGUGAAAGAGUCGAGACAACAAAUUGAUUUACUCAUCAAAGUCCUUAAGAAUAAAAUCAACUAUUUAAAAGAUUUGAAGAAGGCAUUGCGAGAUAAUAGGGGGUCAACGCUUUCGAAUCGGGAUGAAAAUGACAGUGAAAAUCUGUCCGCACAAAGUGGUGGUGCUACUAUCGAGAACAGUUCAAUUGACGCUGAAUUAAGUGGACGACGACAAAAAGGAAAAAAAGGUCCUCAAAUAAAACCGUCACUAGACCCGCACUCACAUCGCCACAAAAAGAAUCGAAACAAUUUCACGCAAUCAGAAGUAGUGGACAGUAAUGAGAGAGCAAUCAUUGAAUCCAAUCACUUCUCAACAGAUCGCAAUGACAUUCCAGAGACAAUAAAAGAAAAUCUACCACCAAAUGGAGGUGAAGGCACGUUGUUAAAUGGCGAGACAAUAAACGCGAACAAUGGAAAACCCAGGAAAAACCAUCGAACUCAGGACAGUCGUGGCGGCAGUAGACGACCACAUAACGAGCAUAAUAGAUACCAUCACCAUGUGAACCAUCAUCAUCACCAUCAACAGCAGCACCAUUUCACGUUGAAUUUAACAACAGAAUCCCCUUUCCAGUCCUCCUCCGAGUCCACGAGCACACUACAUUCCUCAACAACAUUAAGUUCGUUCUCCACCAACAGUCCAUCAAAAACAUUUAGUGCUGACGGUCAGGACCAAAAAGUUAAUGAAAGAGAAGAAGUUUCUGAGAAAGGAGAUUCCUGGGUGACAUCUUCCCCCCAUAGCACGUUCGAAGGCUUCGCAACUGAAAGCUAUGUCCAUGAAGUCAAUAAGAUGGAGGGUGGAAAUUACAGGAAUAACGACUCAACAUACGGAGAAUUCAGUACUGAAGGACAAUGGCUAGAACCCGUCACAGUGAGUGCAUUAGCGGAACCAGUUAUUACUCCUGAUAAUCCCAUAAUAACAACCUCUGCCACGCCAACUCCCGUGCAGCUAAGAACCACAACCACUACAAAUGACAUAACGAACAUUUUCAAAGGACAUGGAUCUAAACCAUUCAAUACGAAUGAUCCGUUCCAUCAGCAAAAGUAUCCAUUCUCGGCACCUGCUGAGUGCUAUUGUGAACCGGAUAUUGAAAGUCCUUUGAUUGAUGAAAAAGAGUUGGAACGCGAGGCACGUCGUAAAUUAAAAGAAGAACGUCAACGCAAAAAGGAGCGUAAACGCAAUAAAAAGGCUCGCAUGGAGAAGGAGUGUCUGUCGGAGCGAAUGAAUUGCUUUAGUCAUGAUAGUAGCCACUGGCGAACGGCCCCCUUGUGGAAUGACGAUCCUUUCUGCUUUUGCAUGAACGCUCACAAUAACACUUACUCGUGUGUUAGAACCAUAAAUGCUACUCAUAAUUUCCUAUACUGCGAAUUCACGACAGGACUAAUAACAUACUAUGAUUUACGAAUAGAUCCCUUCGAAACAUUAAAUCGAGCAUCGAUUCUUAGCGCCGAAGAACGAUCCUAUCUUCAUGACACCUUGGAGCAUUUGAAAGGAUGCCGGGGCCGUAGCUGUACACUACUCCGGCAUUCCAGCACCGGCCCGAAUAAUGGAGUUCAUCACAUUCAUGGCAUUCGCCCACCGAAAAGGAAGUACCAAUCGAAUGCUGGGACUUAUUUGUAUCCUGAAUUUGAUGGUCCGCAAGCAAAACGGAGGAAGUUUUCCAAGUGGAACACUAACGCCAAACGGAAGGCAUGGCACCAACAACAGCAGCGAUACCACCAAAACAAUGAACCACCAAAACGUAACCGAAAUAACGGACAACAAACUAAUAGGAGACCAGUCUGGACUGAACAGGACCUCUACAACUGAAAGCUUUUCCAAUGAAUAAUAGAUCCUAAAAUCUAAGCGAUGUAUUAAGAGUUAUCCGAUCUUAACUGAAUAUUCUGAACAAAAAACAUAUUUAAAUGAGAUAAAUAAGAAAAAUAAAUGGAAACGAAAUGUAUCAUAGUUUGUAAGCAAUAAAUUAGUAAGGAAGAAGGUAGUGCUGAAAGUGUUCUGCAUCGGGCUGCAUAAGCUGAUUUAGUCUUGUAGCUAUUAUUCUUUUUUUGAAAGGAAUAGUACUUCAUUUUUGUUAAAUUAUUUUGAAUUUUAUAAAGGCAAUAUUAUAUAUAUUAGUCAUAUAUAAAUAUUUUUGUCGAUUUUUUCAUUCUAACAUUUUUACAACAAUUCGCUGAUUAUGAAAAACUUUAUCAAGUCACAAUCUUAUUUUUUGUUCAUGUCUUUGAGGCUACUAAAUUAAACUGAUAUGAUUUCAACAUUAAAUAGUUUUUUGAAAGAGAGAGGAAAUGAGAUUUAGCAAAUUAAUACUAUAUCUUCUUGAUAACAAGUGGGAAGCGUUAUACAGUCAAAGCUGUUUUGUCGCAUAGUAAUGAUCUCUACUCAUAUCUAUAGACUGAUAUGUUGAAGGUAACUUGCCAGAACUUUCUCUAGUGCAAACAAAUCUAGAAGAUCUACAAAAUUAAGCAGCAAAGCGGAAGAGCUAAUUUUUAUCAUAAAGCAAUGCUUCAGAUUAGGGCCGUAAAGAGAAAAUCCGAGCUCGGGGUGAAAAUUACGCAGGCUCCUCUUAUUUCUUUUAGCUUUAGCUAUUUCUUUGUGUCUUUAUUUCGGGCUUCCGAGAAAAUUGCGUGACGAGGGAAAUUGUCCCCCUUUUCUCCCAGGUCGUAGAUCGACUGCAUUCGACAUCACCUUAGCCUGGGCCAUGCUGCCGAUGGAUGUUUUGGAAAGGGUAUAAUACAGGGACUACUUAAAAUUUAACGUUACCGCAAUUCCAGCUGAUGUGAAUUAUGCUUCCUGAUACCAACGAGAACUUAAUUAUCCUUGCAGUGCUUAAUGUUUAUAAGUGACAUUGCCCAUUGCUGCUCCGUGAGUUCGUCUUCCUCUAAGUACAACCUGACAAGACGUUUUGUGACUGCCGCCAGUGUUAUCUAUGACGUUCACUAACGUCACUUACUGAAGGUUAAAUAUAUCGUCGAACAUGACAUCUCAUAAUAUUUGGCGAAGUACGGGCAGAUUUUAGCCCUUCAUCAGAGUACUGACAGAGCUGUCGACAAAAGCCACAAAAGUGUUAGCGGUCACUUGAUGUUCAAUCCCCCGGUCUUCAACCAGAUUUGGUUCAAAUCGACCGAAUUCGAUGCAUUCAUCACACACACACGUUUUCAGCCAAAGCUUUUAUUAAUAGCCGAAUUGUUAUAAGGAGAUCAGAAUUCGAAUCUAGAAAGCUACCCAAACCAGUCAUUACUGAAAUCAGGAUUUUUCCCCUAAAAAUGUAUGAGAUAGUAAAAAUGUGGCUUCGAUAGCAACACAAUCUUCUACAACUCCCAUAAUGCAAGACAGAUCUCCUCCGCUGAAUAACUCAACAAGCAUCUCCGGCUCUGUUUUUACUGCGUAUUAUUAAAUUUGACUUGCAGACCUUAAACUUUGCUUUUUCAUAUGCUACUCGGGAAUUUCCAUUGUCUCUAUUUCAAGUAUUUUAUGGUUCCUUCCCCUCCCUGUCCGACGGAAUGGCCCCAUAAAGCAAAAAACUCCAUUGUUUUCCCUGACCUCCUACACUCCAA
Messenger RNA from Hermetia illucens (black soldier fly), 7272 nucleotides. RefSeq names its product extracellular sulfatase SULF-1 homolog (gene Sulf1). The coding region runs from base 1211 to 5527 and encodes 1438 amino acids. The transcript is spliced from 19 exons. NCBI's taxonomy places the organism in Eukaryota, Metazoa, Arthropoda, Insecta, Diptera, Stratiomyidae. The record is from RefSeq and is a predicted model, not a curated record. Gene Ontology annotation, molecular function: glycosaminoglycan binding; N-acetylglucosamine-6-sulfatase activity.